AGGUUGGGGGUUUUAUGGACACCCUAGAAUAUUUUUAGAGUUCCAUUAGUUGCUCAAUGAAGACGAAAACGAUGGCGUAGGCACCGCUCGCUACGUCAGCACGGGCCAUGCCGGGUGUGGGUGUAUAUGUGUGUGUGUCUACCCGGUUCGUACGUAAUAGAUUGGGGGAAUCACCCCACUCGCACUAUGAUGAUGUUUGAGGGGGAGGAGGUUUGGUGCUGAGCCGGGAGGGAAGGGGUGUGCCUUUAUAAGAAGCCUCAGAGGAGGUAUGUGUUCAGUUGUUGAAACCUUAGCCCAAGGAUACAAGCUGAGAUUAUAAACUCCCUUGUCGCCACAGAAGAAGCACCCCGAGAAAAUCUCUACGUCACAGAUAAAGGCUGACCUUAUCCAGCUAUUGUUGGCCUUUCUUCUUGACUCCUCUACUUGUUGGGCUCCUGUUUGUUCCUGCCUGUCUGGAUUGUGCAGAGCCAUGAAGAUUCCUCUGUGGUGCCUGCUGGUUCUACUUCCAUGUUUCUUCACCCCUGGACACAGUGACUGCCAGGGGGAGUGCGUGGCCUGUGGUCUCCUCCUGCAGCAGCAACAGCAACACAAUUUUGACACCAUGGUGUGCUUGUUAGAGUGCAAGGGUCAGGUCUCCUCCUCGCUCACCUGGGAGAUGUGUGAGCGCACCCUGAGGCUCGCCAUCUAUCCUCCGUUUGCUCAGGAAGGCGCCCUUCUCAAAAGCACUGCGGGAGGGCUGCAGAUGACCUCUCUGGAUCUGACCUCUGAUAGUAAACUGCAAUCAGCGGCCGCACAACCUUUCCAAGAGGAGGAUGAGGAUCUGGUUGAGGCCCCCUUUGAGCAGCGCCGUGUCCAUUAUGACUCAUCACUGCUCGAAUCCUCGGAGGCGGGGGAGGACGUGCAGAGUCUGGCUCUCCGUCUGGAUGAAGGAGACGGCGAGCAGAGGGAAGAUGGGAAUGUCAGCGAGCUGGAUGAAAGCUCAGAGGCCGUUAGCUUAUCCAAACGCUUUGGCGGCUUUCAGCGGGGCCGCCAAAGUUACAGGAAGUUGAUUGGCUCCCCUGCGAGACACUUACAGAAGCGCUAUGGAGGCUUCAUAGGCGUCCGCAAAUCUGCCCGAAAAUGGAACAGUCAGAAACGGGUCAACCAGCUGCUCAGGCAGUACCUCGGCAUGAGGAGCAGCCGCAGCGGCCGCUUCAAUUUCUCCCCGGUAACAAGAGCCUGGAGGCAAAACAAACUGUAAACAGGUUGCCCAAAAUCCUGCUAUCCACAUACCUCAACCAAUCAUCUUUUCAACAGUCUGAACUGUGACUUCCUCCAUUGUCGUCGGCUCUUUGUGUCCAACAAGUAAAACAAGGAAUGCUAUGACCAUGAUCAAUAUUUAUCAUGCCGUCCUGUGAAAUAAAAGAAUUUAGAGAAGUGCAAUUGAAUAUAUUUUUGUUUGUCGGUGCAACCAGAGACAGGCCAAAUGAGAUUGGAAAAACAAGGUGUGACUUUUGACUGCACUUUCUUGAAAAGUCAUUUGCACUUUAGUUUGGAAAGCUUGACAGCCCAGCCAGCUCUCAUUAGUUGUGUUGAAUCCGUUGAGAUGUCUCGACUUGGAAGUUUAAAAUUCUGGUGGUUCUCUUGGACUUCAUGCUAUUCCCAAACUACUGACGAGUGGAGUCAGUCUGUAAUUCACAAGUGUCAAACUUGAUUUUAGCAAGAGCCACGUAAUUAAAGUUCCCCUCGGGGGGGCCGGUUCUAACCAUGAAACCACAUAAAUGUAUAAUUGCUAGGGAUGUAAUAUCAAAUAUAUAUUUUUAAAAAUCACAGUCCGGUCUGGAGUGUAAGCCCGCCUUGAUUUUAAGAUCACAGUUCGGUUCACAUUCGGUACAGUAAAGAAACAAAAUGCAAUUGAAAUUGCAUAUAUUUCAUGAAAACAGAUGCAAAUUUUGUGACAUUUAAAAUACAUUUUAAAUCAUUUGUGAUGUAAACAGGGGCAGCUAACAAUUUGAACAGUGUGACUUAAAAUCACCAAAUAGUUAUUGCAAUUAUUAAAUUGCUUUUAACGUUUGUACCGGGAACCCUAGUAAUGGCACCAUUACAUUACAUAUUUGUAUAUUUUAUGGUCAGCUUUUAUGUGCCCUCACAAAAUUACAUUAAUGCUAUAUGCUAAUUGGACUUGCACAGAUUGUACAAUUGAUUUUUUCCCCCUUUCUGACAACUCACCAAACUGCAUCUAUCAGUCC
Syngnathus acus (greater pipefish) is the source of this 2228-nucleotide messenger RNA. It is a transcript of the gene pnocb, whose product is annotated as prepronociceptin b. Gene Ontology annotation, cellular component: neuronal cell body; plasma membrane; dendrite. Gene Ontology annotation, biological process: chemical synaptic transmission; neuropeptide signaling pathway; sensory perception. The transcript has 3 exons. Bases 470 to 1240 code for a protein of 256 amino acids. The record is from RefSeq and is a predicted model, not a curated record. NCBI's taxonomy places the organism in Eukaryota, Metazoa, Chordata, Actinopteri, Syngnathiformes, Syngnathidae. Gene Ontology annotation, molecular function: opioid receptor binding.